AUGUCAAUGGCAGACGGGUUCGCCCGCGUGACAGGCAAGCCGCAGUGUGUCAUAGUCCAUGUGGAUGUCGGCACGCAGGCCUUGGGCGUCGCCGUUCACAACGCGUCCGUUGGUCGCGCUCCGGUCCUUGUUUUUGCGGGCAUGUCGCCUUGCACGCUCGAGGGCGAGCUGCGUAGUUCCUGGACAGAGCAUAUUCAUUGGCUUCAGGAUGUCCCUGACCAAAAGGUCGUGGUUGGACAGUACUGCAGGUACGCGGCAGAAAUCAAGACGGGAGCAAACAUCAAACAAAUAGUCAACCGUGCACUUCAGUUUGCUACCAGCGGUCCCCAAGGCCCAGUAUACCUCUGCGCAGCCAGGGAAGUCCUGGAAGCCGACCUCGAGGCGUAUGAGAUCCAACAGGAUCAGUGGGAUGCCGUGGAGUUGGGAGGCUUUUCGCAAAAGUGCGCCGACAGAAUUGCCCGAGCCUUGGCCCGAGCCGACAGACCUCUUCUUGUCACGGGAAAUUCGGGCCGCAACCUGCACCGGCUGCCUUGGUCCGGCAUGAGAGUAGGGGCGCACGCGGCUAUUAAGGAAGCAGAUGUCAUCUUGGUCCUGGACUGUGAUGUGCCCUGGAUCCCGACUAGAUGUCGCCCGAGAAAAGAGGCCACGAUAUUCUACAUCGACGUAGACCCUCUCAAGCAGCAAAUGCCGCUCUUUUAUAUCGCGUCUCAGGCACAGUAUCGAGCAGAUGCCCUGACUGCCGUGGAACAGAUCCUCCAGAUGCUCACAACGGGUCAAGCAGCCGAAAUGCUUGGUCAAAGGGACACUGCGGCGGCUGAAGAGUUGCGAAGUGCUUCAUAUACCAAGUUGCUGUCACAGAUCUCGCGCGCAGCUAGGCCUUUUGCAGACGGCACGUUUGGCACGGAUUAUUUGAGCAGUCUUCUCCGUCGGGUUUGCCCUGAAGAGACAAUAUGGGCAGUGGAAGCCGUGACAAACGCAACCUUUAUCCAUGACAACAUCCAGCCUUCAAUUCCCGGAUCAUGGAUCAAUUGCGGUGGCGGCGGUCUGGGCUGGUCUGGCGGCGGUGCGUUGGGCAUCAAACUCGCAACGGAUUCCGAGGCUGGCGGAAGUGGAAAGGGGAAAUUUGUCUGCCAAAUAGUAGGCGACGGCACCUAUCUCUUCUCCGUACCAGGAAGCGUAUACUGGAUAUCGAAGCGAUAUAAGAUUCCGGUAUUGACUAUCGUUCUGAACAAUGACGACGGCGAGGCGGCAACAGCGACAAACAAGGACAUCAACAUUUCCUUUUCUCCUUGUCCCGACGACGCGGGUAUCGCUGCCGCCGCGGGGGCGGCGACAUUCACCCCUUCAGGGCGAGCGGUGCGAACGAACUAG
Molecule: messenger RNA, 1371 nt
Organism: Metarhizium album ARSEF 1941
Lineage: Eukaryota; Fungi; Ascomycota; Sordariomycetes; Hypocreales; Clavicipitaceae
Product: acetolactate synthase
Exons: 3
Coding region: 1-1371 (456 amino acids)
Biological process (GO): L-valine biosynthetic process
Cellular component (GO): mitochondrion; acetolactate synthase complex
Molecular function (GO): flavin adenine dinucleotide binding; thiamine pyrophosphate binding; acetolactate synthase activity
Source: RefSeq, a predicted model, not a curated record